AUGUACAAAGGUCGAAGGGAAUUUAAGUCUAAAACUUCAGAACGACGACUUACGUCUAGCAACAGAAGUGUGGUAGGCUCUGAUGAAUAUAAAGAUGAGAGGAGAGAUGAUGUUCUAAAAUGUGACCCGUGCAGUGCAGAGGGUAGUACAGUUGAUGCUCAAAAAUUUUGUCAGGACUGUAAAGAAUAUUUGUGUUCGAUGUGUGUAAGAAAUCAUGCAAAGUAUGCGACGUUGAAAAAACAUGUGCUUGUUGACAAAGAUACGGAUAUUGAUUCUAUUUCAAGUCGUGCAUCAAGUGACUUAUGUACAGAGCAUUGUUACGUACAUUCUAGGGAAUACGUGAAAUUUUACUGCCCGAGACAUAACGAUCUAGGCUGCCAUGAUUGCAUGACAAUGAACCAUCGCAUUUGUCGAAUAGAAUUCAUACCCGAUAUUUUAGAAAACUUUCAGAAAAGUGAGGAAUAUGAUAACAUUGUGAAGAACAUGAAUGGUAUUAUGAGUGAGACGUCAGAAGCUUUAAAAGUCGCAAAUAAAAACUCUUCUGCAAUACAAGAAUGGCAUGCAUCGACCAUUGCCGAAAUGCAGAAAUACCAUACCGAAAUAAAUGCUUUCUUUACCAAGAAUGCGGAUGAGAUCGAGCAAAAAGCCAAAGAUAUUAAGAGUGUAGAGAUUAAGAAAGUAAACGAAACUCUUCAGUCAUGUAAGACAGUAAAAACAGAAAUAGAAAAAGAGUUAGAUGCUAUGAACAAAAUGGUUAAAAACAGAAACUUCUAUCAGUUAUUUGUGGCUGUAAAAAAGUAUACAGUCAAGGUAGAAUCGUACGGUCCCUUAGUCAGGCAUGCCUGUUGCGAGAAGAUCAAACCAUUGAUCUUUGAAAAAAGCGGCAUAUUGAGGGAAUUGAGGGAUGCAAAAAUGACAAUGGGCAGUGUCACUCAUAGUGAUAUUGGAUUAGAUAGCACAAAGUCAAUGGUGUCGGGUUAUGCAUCCCGUGCAUACAAAGGUGAAAUCGAUGUAAGUUCUCCGGAUGAAAGUCGUAGAAACUGGAUAACAGGGUCCAUUCUUCUGUCUCCAGACAUAUUGGUAAUAACAGAUUAUAGAAACGCCUCGGUAAAGGUCAUUGACAUUCAGGCAAAAAAGGUCGUUUCAUUCGUCAAAAUGUCUUCGGGGCCGCGUGACAUAACUCAUGUCCCAAAAGAAUGUCUAGCAGUUGCAAAGCCAGAAGAAAAAGCUAUUGAAUUAUUUACAGUAUCAAACCUGGCCAAAAUCCGAGAAUUCAAAGUCUCCGGCUCUUGCUACGGUUUAUGCUGUCAUAAAGACAAACUGGUAGUCUCAUUUCAAAAACCGCCAAAAAUUGAGGUAAUGGAUCUGAACGGUACAGUUUUAUCCUCGUACUCCACAGACAUGAUAGAAAAACCAUUGCAUGUCGUUUGUAGAUCCGAUGGCAAAGAGGCUUACAUAUCCGACGAGAAGUCUGAUUCAGUGUUGUGUCUGAAUUUGGUAAAAGACACAACAAGAGUGGUCCGGAAGGUCAAUAUCGAUGGCCUUAAGGGAAUUGCAAUAUGCACUGAUGGAUCGUUGUUUGCAUGCAGUAGUAACAACCAUUCCAUAUUUCAUAUUAUGCAGAACGGCGAUGCAGAAAUUGUUCUUGAUGCGGAAUCAAAUGUCGUGCGUCCAUAUACGGUGUCUUUUUGCGAGAAAAGAAACAGACUCUAUGUUAGUAGCAACCUGUCCAG
Messenger RNA from Mercenaria mercenaria, 1733 nucleotides. RefSeq lists its product as uncharacterized. The transcript has a single exon. The record is from RefSeq and is a predicted model, not a curated record. The annotation marks the transcript as partial. Gene Ontology annotation, molecular function: protein binding; zinc ion binding. Lineage: Eukaryota; Metazoa; Mollusca; Bivalvia; Venerida; Veneridae.